Messenger RNA from Solanum stenotomum, 780 nucleotides. Its product is annotated as glyceraldehyde-3-phosphate dehydrogenase B, chloroplastic-like. Gene Ontology annotation, biological process: glucose metabolic process. Gene Ontology annotation, cellular component: chloroplast. The record is from RefSeq and is a predicted model, not a curated record. Gene Ontology annotation, molecular function: NAD binding; glyceraldehyde-3-phosphate dehydrogenase (NAD+) (phosphorylating) activity. The coding region runs from base 1 to 780 and encodes 259 amino acids. Lineage: Eukaryota; Viridiplantae; Streptophyta; Magnoliopsida; Solanales; Solanaceae. The transcript has 6 exons.
AUGAAUACCACAGGAUCAGCAGGACCUGUGAAAGGAGAAACUGUUGCCAAAUUGAAGGUUGCCAUCAAUGGUUUCGGACGAAUUGGCAGGAACUUCCUCCGUUGUUGGCAUGGACGCAAGGACUCACCACUAGAUGUCGUUGUCGUCAAUGACAGUGGUGGUGUCAAGAAUGCAUCUCACUUGCUUAAGUAUGAUUCCAUGUUGGGAACAUUCAAGGCUGAUGUGAAAAUAGUGGAUAAUGAAACCAUUAGUGUUGAUGGAAAGAACAUUAAGGUUGUCUCUAUCAGGGAUCCUCUUAAGCUUCCAUGGGCUGAACUUGGUAUUGACAUUGUUAUUGAGGGAACCAGUGUGUUUGUUGAUGGUCCGGGUGCUGGGAAGCACAUCCAAGCUGGUGCCAAGAAAGUUAUCAUUACUGCUCCAGCAAAAGGUGCUGACAUUCCUAUCUAUGUUGUUGGAGUGAAUGAACAAGACUACUCUCACGAGGUUGCCAAUAUCGUAAGCAAUGCCUCUUGCACCACCAACUGCUUGGCCCCUUUUGCAAAAUUCCUGGAUGAAGAAUUUGGUAAGCAGCAAAUUAAUACUGUUGAAAACAUUGUUCAAAUUUAUGUGGUUUUAAAUGUUCGACUAUUUAUAUCAUCGGAAACAGACUCUCUGCCUUCACAAGGUAUUGUUAAGGGAACUAUGACAACAACUCACUCUUACACCGGAGAUCAGGUAAUCAUGAUAUAUGAUACAAAAGGGGAAUUUUUGAAACGUGCACCUUACAAUGACACUGAAUAG